AUGUCACAUAAGUCAUUCUCCGGCGGUUCCUCCGUCUACUCGGAUGACAGCCAUUCGUCAACAUGGACGACUACAUAUACCAAGCUCCCCAGGAAACAGCCCAAAACCAUUCGCUUUCUCUCAUGGGUAGCUGGUGCACCCGCCGGAGCCACUGCUGUCAAGAAGAGAACAAGAGAUUUCCCUGAUGAUCGGUCUGUCCGGUCUGGGGGCUCAUCGUUUUCCUACUGGAAUGGACCCGAAACACAACUUUACUGGGUUGCCCAUUCCCAUGGUGACUACUACAGUGGUAGUAGUGGUAGCAGUACCGGGAGCAGACGCAGCAAGAAAAGCAGCAGUAGUCGCAAGAACGGCGGUUCCCGUAAUCACUUUGAGGGAGCUGUUCCCCGGCCGCCUAUGGUCCAGCCAAUGGGCAUGCCGAUGCCGCCGAUGCCAAUGCCGAUGCCGAUGAACGCCGGCCCGCCCCCGCCUCCGAUGGGUCCACCCAUGGACGGAGGGUUUGGCGGAGGUUACGAAGGGGGUUAUGAUGAUGGCGUCUACGAUGGAGGUUACGAUCCAGGCAUGGGUGGUGGUUAUUCCCCUGGACCUAUGCAUGGCCAUCCUCCUCCUAUGCCACCGCCUCCCAUGAACCCUCAAAUGUCUGAACCCGCACCCUUUAUCAACGUAACCGGUCAGAACCAGCCCGGCAAUCCUUUCCAUGGCGGUAGAGGAGGCCCUCCCCAAUCAGAAAGCGACUGGAGUUCUGAAGGAGAAUAA
Fusarium sp. VM40 is the source of this 753-nucleotide messenger RNA. The record is from the annotation of a GenBank genome assembly. NCBI's taxonomy places the organism in Eukaryota, Fungi, Ascomycota, Sordariomycetes, Hypocreales, Nectriaceae.